Messenger RNA from Ascochyta rabiei, 1725 nucleotides. RefSeq lists its product as uncharacterized. The coding region runs from base 1 to 1725 and encodes 574 amino acids. NCBI's taxonomy places the organism in Eukaryota, Fungi, Ascomycota, Dothideomycetes, Pleosporales, Didymellaceae. Gene Ontology annotation, cellular component: trans-Golgi network; TRAPPII protein complex. The transcript has 4 exons. Gene Ontology annotation, biological process: intra-Golgi vesicle-mediated transport. The record is from RefSeq and is a predicted model, not a curated record.
AUGAGUGCGGAAGAAGCACAGCCCCGGCAGAGCCUCGAGUUUGUAGAGAGCUCUGUGCUGGAGGCCAUUGCCCCGGCCGCCUCCCAAGUUGAUAUCGAAGAAGCGUUCAACUCGUGGGACGGCACAGUCCAAGAUGACACUGCGUCCAUACUGCCCUUCGUGACGCAGAGACAUGUGCUUCUCUUUGAUGAAAUUCUCCCAGUAUACGUCGUCUUUCGGACGCCGUUGCUUGAAGACGCCGCCCUGAAAUCAUACCUCGACAGACUGGCCGUCAGCCUCGAUGUGUUUGCUUUUGGAACUGCUCCAGGUCCAGACCAAGAAGCCAAAGCUUUACCAAAAGAGCUCAUCUACUCCGAGACCAUCAAGGACACCAACGAACCAACCAUUGUCCUGCACGAAAGUGGAGAUGCAACUCAUGCAUAUGUUUUCUGGAAGGUCCAGGUUGCCAUAGCUCGACCACAAGGCAAAUUCCACAAGCCCGCCAUCUACUUCCAACCCAUAGCGUCUCUCAAGCCGGAUGUGACAGCCAAGAAGCACGAAUCCCACGAUGACUACCUCACCAGCCGAGUUCCUCUGGCUCUCAAUCUGCUACAGUCUUUUGAACAUGACCCAGCGCUAGCUGGCAUCCACCCUCGACUGUCAGCAAUGAGGAUUAGUAAGAUGGCGCCAUCCGCACCUUUGGCGAGAGAGAUGGUCCGGCCCAUCAAGACUGGCCAGCGACCACUCUUUCGAGUAGUGCCUCCGCUGAUGUGGAGGACCAGGUUUGUCAAGAUGCCGACAUCGUUGGCAGACUUGUCACUCAUGGCCUCGCUGGACAUGGAGGUCUCGCAGUACACAUCUUACGACAUCAUAAUCAAAAGGAUCGGCCUUUCGCUACAGGAAGGUGAUAUCAAAGAUCUGACUGAUAUCGAUACUACGACACGGCAUAGUCCUGGCGACCAGCUGAGCUACUUGUACAAGUUGACUCCAGAUCUAGGUCCCGAUGGCACACCUACACUCGGGAGGGAAGGACACAUACUGACGCUGAACAUCGAGGCUGACAUAUUGGUGUCUGAUGACUGCCAGCCACCUGUCUCGAUCCAGUGGAGAACGGCAGUCGACUUUGCAAAUGAGCAAACAUCUAGUCUGAUCAAAGCGGCGCACAGAUUGAGUAUUGCUUCACAUGCUGGCGGCAGCAUCAAGAGCCCAGACGCUCUCCCGGCGCACGACACACAAGAAGCUACUGUGCCGAGCAAUGCGAUCAGUGUCACCAUCACCAUCUCUGGCCCAUCCAGUGUUCGGGUUGGAGAAGUGUUCCACUGGGAUGUUUUCAUGGUCAAUCGUUCAGACAAGGCAAGGAGACUGGCCAUUAUGGUGAUUGCAAAGAGGAAACGAGACGUACACCGACCACAGUCUUCGGCGUCUUCGAUUGGCGGGCACAGCAUGGGGAAGGAAGAGCUCGUUGCAACUGCCGUGCUCGACGAGAACUUUGUUUAUGCAAGGCAGAAGAGCGCGAAGAGCGGGUCAACCGAGUUGGUGUGUCUAACGACAGACAUUCGCCUGGGACAACUGGCACCUGGGUCCUGCUACACGGCGGAUUUGAAGUUCAUUGCGCUUUCUGCUGGCGUGCAGUCGGUGGAGUGUGUGCGUGUAAUCGAUCUGGCUACCAAUGAGACGGCAGACAUUCGGGAUGUUCCGAGCAUUGUAGCCAUUGAAGCCAUUGAAACCAUUGAAGCCACUGGAUGA